This is a messenger RNA of Coregonus sp. 'balchen', 22567 nucleotides long. NCBI's taxonomy places the organism in Eukaryota, Metazoa, Chordata, Actinopteri, Salmoniformes, Salmonidae. The record is from the annotation of a GenBank genome assembly.
AUGCCCAAACAAUGGGGUAAUGGAGAUUUUCCAGUUUGUUAUCUAAUCUUCCGGAAUGAAUGGUGUUAAAAGCCUGGACUAAAAUGUCACAGCUUCUCUUUGCAACUUAUUGUGAAAGUUUAAGCCUAUUUAAACUUUUUAGGCCUGUUUCUUUCUGUGGGCGGAUUUGAUUGCUCUUCUCAACUUUUGUCACUUAGCCUAAUAUACCCAUUUAAACGUGUCAUUUUCUAUAUGCUUUAUCUGUUGAGUCUACAAAGUUUAGUAACUUUAGGAAGAUCUAGUUUACCAUUAUGAGUUGAAUAAACCCAUUGUUGAUGUGAUCAAUGACAGUCAUAUUUUUCUCUAUGCCUUCUCUGGAAAAAAAAUUAAACUCUGUGGAUGGUUAUGCCCCAUACACAUCGUGAUGUAUUUCAGUACGCUAUACGUCAUCUUCACGCAAUCUCGUUCCGCUGCUACUGGACAGAAAGCAUAGGGUUUCACAACGCAAGACAAGAUGGAGGAGAGCCUAGUCUCUCGUCAGAGAUUGCAUUUAUUUGGGGAGAUUGCAAAAUAUUACCUUUUCAUUCAAGACAGGAGAAACAUAUUGUUUCAGGGGAUAAUAAAACGUUUAGUUACUUUUUCCUAGACUUGUUUAUCUAACUUUCUAGCAAGUCCAGCUAGUUUACAGAGCAGCAAGCUAGCUACAGUAGCUAGCUAAAGAGCUGCAAGACUAGGUUGAAUAUACUGUAGCUAGGGACCUCCACCUAAUAAUGAUAAUCAAAAACAAACGUAAUUACAUCACAAACUAAAACAGGAGGCAACAGCCAAUAUGUAUUAUUUAACAUUAAAUAGUACUCACUUAUAGGAAUAGAUAGGCCUAAUUGUUUACAAGUCACUAGUUCUCCCAUAAAGUCAUCGCCGAAAACCAUAUUUUCAUCUUGUUCUGUGGUUUGGUAGCGUCUUGAUCAUUUCUGUCAACCCGUUAAUGCAUACAGUUUGACGCAUACAUUCGAUAAAUCCAAUGUAUGCACCACACAGAACGCACUGCAACUGCCUCUGCAACGCAAUGCUGCAAGGCAAACGCAGUGUUCCAAUGGAAACAAAUGUACUUCUGGUGUACCAAAACGCAAUGACACAGUCCGGUGUGCUUUGAACACACCGACUGCAGUCAUUGCGCAAAAUAGUAUGCAGCAUCAUCUAGGUAUGUGUGCAACACAAGUUCAACAUUCACCUUCUGCCACCAUUUCUGUCAACCCGUUUGUUCGAAGCCUUGAAAAGCCAGAAAAUACAAACUUGACAUUGUGCUUUCUAGAGGGCCUACCUAGUUUAUUUUAUCAAACGUAAUGCUUUGAACACACCGACUGCGUCAUUGCGCAAAAUGGUAUACAGCAUCAUCUAGAUAUGUGUGCAAGUUCAAUGCUCACCUUCUGCUACCAUUUCUGUCAACCCGUUUGUUUUCUGUGAUACCACUCCGAAAAUCGUUAAAAGAAAAAUCACCUUCUAGCAGGAACAGCACCGUAUAGUGGUCAGAACCUGGUAAUAUCAGGAUGUAGGAUUGGACAUAAACCUAACAAUGUCAACUACUAAUUCCUCUGAACAAGGGGGAAAAAAACAUCACCAAAUUCACUAGGAAUACAUUACAUAGGAUGAAGAAACAAUACUCCAAGCCGCAGCUCCAUACUACUUAUUUGUUGUUGGGAUGGGAUUGGUGUGGGGGAUCCGUGGGUGGCUUUUGACCAUUUAUUUGGAAUCCUCAUGUGUUACUCAUUAACCAGGUUUCCAUCCAACAUUGUUUUUGCCAGUAUACAUGUCAUAGAAAAAAAUUAAUGACAGGCCUGAUGGUAAACUUUCCAAAUGUCGACAAAACAAAAUACACUAGACAAGGUAAGAUAUUUUUAUGCGAGAAAUGUCUGUGGAAAAGCUUUUAUGUGCAAAUAUUGAUAUAAUAACCAUCAUAUCGAAAUAAACUUGGAGUCACGCGAUGACAUGUUGUGUGGACCUCUCGCUACAACUUGUUGGGAAAGCAUGCAGUUUAUUAGGCUACAGAUGAAACUCUGGGCUACAGCGUAUGUGCCUAUACCAGAGUGGGCACACUCACAAUAUAACACAAAAUGUUUUGUGAGAACCAUCAGUUGAGUUGAAAAUGCGAUGGAAACCCAUUUCACUUGUAUUUAUUAUUUGGUACAUGGGAAUUUAACCGCAAAGGGUACCGCACUACGUCAUCACGCAAAGCCUUUUAUCCGCAACAAGUACAUUUGAUGGAAACACAUCUCUGGUGGGAAAAAGCAGAGUUUAGAAUAUUCACAUGAAAAUCUGUCGCCAAUUUGAUUGAAACCUAGCUACUGUUAAAAAUGCAUUGGGUCCAAAUCAGAUGUUAUGUACUAUAGCCCCGCCGAUCCAUCACGAGUGGUCUGCCGACGUAAUCGUCUGAUGUGGUUUCAACAGGCUUCCCGUUGCGACGACCACGAAGAUCCAUCUGCUAGCACCGGCCCGAUAGCACGCACAAUCAACAGCCGCGCCACCUGCUUGCCUGUGCUGUAGCAGCCUACAAACUGCUCCCGGACUUACCUAUUGCUGUUCACUGGACCUUAUGAUCACUCAGCUACACAUCUGAUGCCCGCUGGACUGUUCCUUUACACGGUACCCCAUCCUGUUUAGCCUCAGCCCAAACUUUCGUCGCCAUUACCAGUUGUUGUCUUAGCCCUCUCGAAUAACACCUGUGAUUGCGUUAUGCCUCUCUCCCAUGUCAAUAUGCCUAGCCUAUUGCUGUUUGGGUUAGUUGUUAUUGUACUAUUUCACUGUAAAGCCCCCAGUCCCGCUCAACCUGCCUCAGAUAGCUUCUUUGGCCCACCCCCCAUACACGCGGAGACUGGCUCAAUCGGUACCUCCAGUGAUGCUACCUUUUUCAUCGUUACCCAAUGCUUAGGUGUACCUCCACUGUACUCAUAUCCUUCCAUAUCCUUGUCUGUACAUAAUGCCCUGAAUCUAUUCCACAACGCCCGGAAAUCUGCCCCGUUUAUUCUCUGUACCCAAAGCACUAGAAGACCAGUUCUUAAAGCCUUUAGUCGUAUACUUAUUAUAUUCCUCCUCUGGUGAUGUAGAGGUUAACACAGGCCCUGUAGCCCCCAGUAUCACUCCUACUCCCCAGGCGCUAUCAUUUGUUGACUUCUGUAACCGUAAAAGCCUUGGUUUCUUGCAUGUUAACAUCAGAAGCCUCCUCCCCAAGUUUGAGUUAUUCACUGCGAUAGCACACUCUGCCAACCCUGAUGUUCUAGCAGUGUCUGAAUCCUGGCUUAGGAAGGCCACCAAAUAUUCAGAAAUGUCCAUCCCGAACUACAAUAUUUUCCAUCUAGAUAGAAUUGCCAAAGGGGGCAGAGUUGCAAUCUACUGGAGAGAUAGCCUGCAGGCUAUCAUACUAUCCAGGUCUGUGCCCAAACAGUUUGAGCUUCUACUUCUAAAAAUCCACCUUUCCAGAAAUAAGUCACUCACUGUUGCCGCUUGCUACUGACCCCCCUCAGCCCCCAGUUGUGCCCUGGACACCAUAUGUGAAUUGCUUGUCCCCCAUCUAUCCUCAGAGUUCGUACUGCUUGGUGACCUAAACUGGGAUAUGCUUAACACCCCGGCCGUCCUACAAUCUAAACUAGAUGCCCUCAAUCUCACACAAAUUAUCAAGGAACCUACCAGGUACAACCCUAAAUCCGUAAACACGGGCACCCUCAUAGAUAUCAUCCUGACUAAUUUACCCUCUAAAUACACCUCCGCUGUAUUCAACCAGGAUCUCAGCGAUCACUGCCUCAUUGCCUGCGUCCGUAAUGGGUCCGCGGUCAAACGACCACCCCUCAUCACUGUCAAACGCUCCCUAAAACACUUUAGCGAGCAGGCCUUUCUAAUUGACCUGGCCCGGGUAUCCUGGAUGGAUAUUGACCUCAUUCCGUCAGUAGAGGAUGCCUGGAUGUUCUUCAAAAGUGCUUUCCUCUCCAUCUUAAAUAAACAUGCCCCAUUCAAAAAAUUCAGAACUAAGAACAGAUAUAGCCCCUGGUUCACCCCAGACAUGACUGCCCUUGACCAGCACAAAAACAUCCUGUGGCGUACUGCAUUAGCAUCGAACAGCCCCCGCGAUAUGUAACUUUUCAGGGAAGUCAGGAACCAAUAUACACAAUCAGUUAGGAAAGCAAAGGCUAGCUUUUUCAAACAGAAAUUUGCAUCCUGUAGCACUAACUCCAAAAAGAUUUGGGACACUGUAAAGUCCAUGGAGAAUAAAAGCACCUCCUCCCAGCUACCCACUGCACUGAGGCUAGGAAACACUGUCACCACCGAUAAAUCUACAAUAAUCGAGAAUUUCAAUAAGCAUUUUGCUACGGCUGGCCAUGCUUUCCACCUGGCUACCCCUACCCCGGCCACCAGCUCUGCACCCUCCGCUGCAACUUGCCCAUGCCCCCACCCCCUCGCAACCCCUAUUACUAGCCUGUUCAACCUCUCUUUCGUAUCGUCUGAGAUCCCCAGAGAUUGGAAGGCUGCCGCGGUCAUCCCCCUCUUCAAAGGGGGUGACACUCUAGAUCCAAACUGUUACAGACCUACAGUGAGGGAAAAAAGUAUUUGAUCCCCUGCUGAUUUUGUACGUUUGCCCACUGACCAAGACAUAAUCAGUCUAUAAUUUUAAUGGUAGGUUUAUUUGAACAGUGAGAGACAGAAUAACAACAACAAAAUCCAGAAGAACGCAUGUCAAAAAUGUUAUAAAUUGAUUUGCAUUUUAAUGAGGGGAAAUAAGUAUUUGACCCCUCUGCAAAACAUGACUUAGUACUUGGUGGCAAAACCCUUGUUGGCAAUCACAGAGGUCAGGCGUUUCUUGUAGUUGGCCACCAGGUUUGCACACAUCUCAGGAAGGAUUUUGUCCCACUCCUCUUUGCAGAUCUUCUCCAAGUCAUUAAGGUUUCGAGCCUGAGGUUUGGCAACUCGAACCUUCAACUCCCUCCACAGAUUUUCUAUGGGAUUAAGGUCUGGAGACUGGCUAGGCCACUCCAGGACCUUAAUGUGCUUCUUCUUGAGCCACUCCUUUGUUGCCUUGGCCGUGUGUUUUGGGUCAUUGUCAUGCUGAAAUACCCAUCCACGACCCAUUUUCAAUGCCCUGGCUGAGGGAAGGAGGUUCUCACCCAAGAUUUGACGGUACAUGGCGCCGUCCAUCAUCCCUUUGAUGCGGUGAAGUUGUCCUGUCCCCUUAGCAGAAAAACACCCCCAAAACAUAACGUUUCCACCUCCCAUGUUUGACGGUGGGAAUGGUGUUCUUGGGGUCAUAGGCAGCAUUCCUCCUCCUCCAAACACGGCGAGUUGAGUUGAUGCCAAAGAGCUCGAUUUUGGUCUCAUCUGACCACAACACUUACACCCAGUUCUCCUCUGAAUCAUUCAGAUGUUCAUUGGCAAACUUCAGAUGGGCCUGUACAUGUGCUUUCUUGAGCAGGGGGACCUUGCGGGCGCUGCAGGAUUUCAGUCCUUCACAGCGUAGUGUGUUACCAAUUGUUUUCUUGGUGAAAUAUGGUCCCAGCUGCCUGGAGAUCAUUGACAAGAUCCUCCCGUGUAGUUCUAGGCUGAUUCCUCAACGUUCUCAUGAUCAUUGCAACUCCACAAGGUGAGAUCUUGCAUGGAGCCCCAGGCCGAGGGAGAUUGACAGUUCUUUUGUCUUUCUUCCAUUUGCGAAUAAUCGCACCAACUGUUGUCACCUUCUCACCAAGCUGCUUGGCGAUGGUCUUGUAGCCCAUUCCAGCCUUGUGUAGGUCUACAAUCUUGACCCUGACAUCCUUGGAGAGCUCUUUGGUCUUGGCCAUGGUGGAGAGUUUAGAAUCUGAUUGAUUGCUUCUGUGGACAGGUGUCUUUUAUACAGGUAACAAACUGAGAUUAGGAGCACUCCCUUUAAGAGUGUGCUCCUAAUCUCAGCUCGUUACCUGUAUAAAAGACACCUGGGAGCCAGAAAUCUUUCUGAUUUUGAGAGGGGGUCAAAUACUUAUUUCCCUCAUUAAAAUGCAAAUCAAUUUAUAAAAUUUUUGACAUGUGUUUUUCUGGAUAUUUUUGUUGUUUUGUUGUUCUGUCUCUCACUGUUCAAAUAAACCUACCAUUAAAAUUAUAGACUGAUAAUUUCUUUGUCAGUAGGCAAACGUACAAAAUCAGCAGGGGAUCAAAUACUUUUUGCCUCACUGUACAUCCAUCUUACCCUGCCUUUCGAAAGUAUUUGAAAGCCAAGUUAACAAACAGAUCACCAACCACUUCGAAUCCCACCGUACCUUCUCCGCUAUGCAAUCUGGUUUCCAAGCUGGUCAUGGGUGCACCUCAGCCAUGCUCAAGGUCCUAAACGAUAUAAUAACCGCGAUUGAUAAAAGACAGUACUUUGCAGCCGUCUUCAUCGACCUGGCCAAGGCUUUUAACUCUUGUCAAUCACUGCAUUCUUAUUGGCAGACUAAAUAGCCUUGGUUUCUCAACUGACUGCCUCACCUGGUUUACCAACUACUUGUCAGAUAGAGUUCAAUGUGUCAAAUCGGAGGGCCUGUUGUCUGGACCUCUGGCAGUCUCUAUGGGGGUGUCACAGGGUUCAAUUCUCGGGCUGACUCUAUUCUCUGUGUAUAUCAAUGAUGUCGCUCUUGCUGCUGGUGACUCUCAGAUCCACCUCUACGCAGACGACAACAUUUUGUAUACAUCUGGCCCUUCAUUGGACACUGUGUUAACAAACCUCCAAACGAGUUUCAAUGCCAUACAACACUCCUUCCGUGGCCUCCAACUGCUCUUAAACGCUAGUAAAACUAAAUGCAUUCUCUUCAAUCGAACGAUGCUUGCACCCGUCCGCCUGACUAGAAUCACUACUCUCGGCUGGUCUGACUUAGAAUAUGUGGACAACUACAAAUACCUAGGUGUCUGGUUAGACCGUAAACUCUCCUUCCAGACUCACAUUAAGCAUCUCCAAUCCAAAGUUAAAUCUAGAAUUAGCUUCCUGUUUCGCAACAAAGCCUCCUUCACUCAUGCUGCUAAACAUGCCCUCGUAAAACGGACUAUCCUACCGAUCCUUGACUUCGGCGAUGUAAUUUACAAAAUAGCUUCCAACACUCAACUCAGCAAAUUGGAUGUAGUCUAUCACAGUGCCAUCCGUUUUGUCACCAAAGCCCCAUAUACUACCCACCAUUGUGACCUGUAUGCUCUCGUUGGCUGGCCCUCACUACAUAUUUGUCGCCAAACCCACUGGCUCCAGGUCAUCUAUAAAUCACUUCUAGGCAAAUCCCCGCCUUAUCUUAGCUCAUUGGUCCCCAUAGCAACACCCACCCGUAGUAUGCGCUCCAGCAGGUAUAUCUCACUGGUCAUCCCCAAAGCCAACACCUCCUUUGGCCGCCAUUCCUUCCAGUUCUCUGCUGCAAAUGACUGGAACGAACUACAAAAUGCUCUGAAGCUGGAGACACUUAUCUCCCUCACUAUCUUUAAGCAUCAGUUGUUAUUUAUUUUGCUCAUAUGCACCCCAUUAUCUCUAUUUGCACAUCUAUCACUCCAGUGUUAAUACUAAAUUGUAAUUAUUUUGCACUAUGGCCUUAUUUGUAUUUUAUUUCAUCUUUAUUUAACCAGGUAAGCCAGUUGAGAACAAGUUCUCAUUUACAACUGCGACCUGGCCAAGAUAAAGCAAAGCAGUGCAAUUAAAAACAACAACACAGAGUUACAUAAGGGGUAAAACAAAACAUAAAGUCAAAAAUACCACAGAAAAUAUAUAUACAGUGUGUGCAAAUGUAGCAAGUUAUGGAGGUAAGGCAGUAAAUAGGCCAUAGUGCAAAAUAAUUACAAUUAGUAUUAACACUGGAAUUAUAUAUGUGCAAAUAGAGAUACUGGGGUGCAAAUGAGCAAAAUAAAUAACAAUAUGGGGAUGAGGUAGUUGAGUGGGCUAAUUACAGAUAGGCUGUGUACAGGUGCAGUGAUCGGUAAGGUGCUCUGCCAACUGAUGCUUAAAGUUAGUGAGGGAGAUAAGAGUCUCCAGCUUCAGAGAUUUUUGCAGUUCGUUCCAGUCAUUGGCAGCAGAGAACUGGAAGGAAUGGCGGCCAAAGGAGGUGUUGGCUUUGGGGAUGACCAGUGAGAUAUACCUGCUGGAGCGCAUACUACGGGUGGGUGUUGCUAUGGUGACCAAUGAGCGAAGAUAAGGCGGGGAUUUGCCUAGCAGUGAUUUAUAGAUGGCCUGGAGCCAGUGGGUUUGGCGACGAAUACGUAUUGAGGACCAGUCAACAAGAGCGUACAGGUCACAGUGGUGUGUAGUGUAUGGGGCUUUGGAGACAAAACGGAUGGCACUGUGAUAGACUACAUCCAAUUUGCUGAGUAGAGUGUUGGAGGCUAUUUUGUAAAUGACAUCGGCGAAGUCAAGGAUCGGUAGGAUAGUCAGUUUUACGAGGGCAUGUUUGGCAGCAUGAGUGAAGGAGGCUUUGUUGCGAAAUAGGAAGCCGAUUCUAGAUUUAAUUUAUUGCCUUUCCUCCAUAACUUACUACAUUUGCACACACUGUAUAUAGAUUUUCUAUUUUCUAUUGUGUUAUUGACUGUACGUUUUUGUUUAUUCCAUAUGUAACUCUGUUGUUGUUUUUAUCGCACUGCUUUGCUUUAUCUUGGCCAGGUCGCAGUUGUAAAUGAGAACUUGUUCUCAACUGGCUUACCUGGUUAAAUAAAAUAAAAAUGUAUAGAUCAAAUUAUAUUUCAACAAAAUAAUGUUGCAGGAAUUCUAAUCUUAUCUGUUUCUAACUACUGAAAUGAAUUCAGAACAAUCUGAAAUGGUGGGUGUCAAUCUUGUGCUUUUUGAGGUGGAAUGACCCUAAUGAAAGUUCACAGAAGUAACAAGUAAAGGUAGACCUAUCAAUUAGUUAUAUUGUUUUUACUGAUAUCAAUUGUGUUUAUGAAUUAUUAAGUCAUUUAAAACUCUGUAACAGAAUUUCUGCAAUUGAGUUGGCUACAAUGGGAAAUCAUAGUAGUCUCAAACCAUAGUUGGGUCACUUGCUACUGUCCUCCCCUCCACUGGCAUACUGUUUUGUUCAUUUCUCUCUCCAAUUAAUGUCACCUUUUCCGGCUGUUGCUGACACCUACCUACCCAUGAGCCCCCUCUCUUUCCAUUUACUGUAACCUGCAUCCUCACCCACUGAGCACCAACCGACACCGGACUUUGAAAGUCCUGUACUGUAGGGUGGAGUAGUGUUCAGUACAGUACACAGAAGAGCACAUUUGAGUUGAGUACACUAUAAUGUGCUGAACAAUACUCUACUUUACUGCACUGUACUGAACUCUACUGUAUUGUACUGAAGCUCCCCACCCAUUCAGCCUGUCUUUUCAAACUCCCUGGUAGUUAGACAUAGGAGAAAAAGUACUUUUCAGAAUGACAGUUCAGGACCUUACAUUUUUCUAGACGCACUGGUGCUCCUAAAUUAAAAUUCCAGGUCGCAAAGCAAGAUAUUUAGGUGCAUAUGUGAGUAAAAUGGUCACACUGUAGAGCCCUGCAUUCAGAGCCCUGCAUUCAUAUCCAUAAUUAUGAAUUUCUGUGUAUUACAGAUCAGAGACCCAUGAUCCAUUACUGCAAUUCUGUUACCGGGUGUAAAUCCACUUCACUUAGUGUAGUUCAAUAACCAAAAUAUAUAUAUUUUUCAAACUCAAGGUGUCAUGUCAUACAGAUGUAGGAUGCUAAUUUGAUCACUCUUUUGUUGCUGAGAAUUUUCCUGCACAGCAAGAAAUGCAAACUUGUAGUGUAUUCAAGGUUUAAGAAGACUUCUUCUAAAGUUUAUAAUUACCACUUUAAAAUGUCAGACUUUAUUUAUAACGAAAAAUGUAUUAACCCAUACAAGAAAAUGAUAUUAAUUCUAAUCCAUGUAAUAAUUCACAUUUCCUGUUCCUGCAGGAUUAUUUUCCGGCUAUAGCAAACUGGCUCAAAUUAAGAACCUACAUCUGUAGCUGACACCCCAUUCUUUCUGCAGACAUCUUUGAAUCUUAAUUCGGAGCAGAUAGGCCUAUUUAACAGUUUUUUUGGAUAAUGUGGUCGCAGAAAAAACUGAGGGAGAUUUUACCAAGAUUCUGUUACCAAACUUUGCAUCUGCAUAGUUCUUCCAGUAAAUGUGUUUUUGUAAAAUGUUCAGUGUAAAUUGUUAAAAGUAGUCCUUAUUUAUAGAGUUGUGUUUUUUUAGUUUGCCAUACAUUUAAAGUUUUAAAUUCUGAGUGUCAGCGCAAUUCAGUUACAGUGGAAUUGCCCUUAGGCUACAUCACAAUGUACAAAGCAAUACAAUGUGCACAGUUUGCCUCUUUUCUCCUUCUCUCCACCCUUUCUUUUCCCCACUCUCCCUCCCCCACUCCCUUCAUACAGCCCUGUCACCAAACAAUACCUGUACUGUGCUUGACUUCAGUAACACACCAAACCCCCACUUUUAACACAACCAUGGCCCUCAAGUGUUCACUCUACCACACUAUUUCUUCAACAGUCUUGACGCAUCACAGCAUUCUCUAAAAACGGAAGAAAAAACACAUUGUUUGAAAACAUUUCCUCUCACUCACUUUACUCCUACACCACCUCCUUUCUCCCAAGUAAGGCCUAGCCUGUCUGUGUAUAAAUUGUAAGUUGAAUAGCCUAUUUAUUGUACAGUGGGGAAAAAAAGUAUUUAGUCAGCCACCAAUUGUGCAAGUUCUCCCACUUAAAAAGAUGAGAGAGGCCUGUAAUUUUCAUCAUAGGUACACGUCAACUAUGACAGACAAAAUGAGGAAAAAAAAUCCAGAAAAUCACAUUGUAGGAUUUUUAAUGAAUUUAUUUGCAAAUUAUGGUGGAAAAUAAGUAUUUGGUCAAUAACAAAAGUUUCUCAAUACUUUGUUAUAUACCCUUUGUUGGCAAUGACACAGGUCAAACGUUUUCUGUAAGUCUUCACAAGAUUUUCACACACUGUUGCUGGUAUUUUGGCCCAUUCCUCCAUGCUGAUCUCCUCUAGAGCAAUGAUGUUUUGGGGGUGUCGCUGGGCAACACAGACUUUCAACUCCCUCCAAAGAUUUUCUAUGGGGUUGAGAUCUGGAGACUGGCUAGGCCACUCCAGGACCUUGAAAUGCUUCUUACGAAGUCACUCCUUCGUUGCCCGGGCGUUGUGUUUGGGAUCAUUGUCAUGCUGAAAGACCCAGCCACGUUUCAUCUUCAAUGCCCUUGCUGAUGGAAGGAGGUAUUCACUCAAAAUCUCACGAUACAUGGCCCUAUUCAUUCUUUCCUUUACAUGGAUCAGUCGUCCUGGUCCCUUUGCAGAAAAACAGCCCCAAAGCAUGAUGUUUCCACCCCCAUGCUUCACAGUAGGUAUGGUGUUCUUUGGAUGCAACUCAGCAUUCUUUGUCCUUUAAACACGACGAGUUGAGUUUUUACCAAAAAGUAAUAUUUUGGUUUCAUCUGACCAUAUGACAUUCUCGCAAUCCUCUUCUGGAUCAUCCAAAUGCACUCUAGCAAACUUCAGACGGGCCUGGACAUGUACUGGCUUAAGCAGGGGGACACGUCUGGCACUGCAGGAUUUGAGGCCUGGCGGCGUAGUGUGUUACUGAUGGUAGGCUUUGUUACUUUGGUCCCAGCUCUCUGCAGGUCAUUCACUAGGUCCCCCCGUGUGGUUCUGGGAUUUUUGCUCACCGUUCUUGUGAUCAUUUUGACCCCACGGGGUGAGAUCUUGCGUGGAGCCCCAGAUCGAGGGAGAUUAUCAGUGGUCUUGUAUGUCUUCCAUUUCCUAAUAAUUGCUCCCACAGUUGAUUUCUUCAAACCAAGCUGCUUACCUAUUGCAGAUUCAGUCUUCCCAGCCUGGUGCAGGUCUACAAUUUUGUUUCUGGUGUCCUUUGACAGCUCUUUGGUCUUGGCCAUAGUGGAGUUUGGAGUGUGACUGUUUGAGGUUGUGGACUGGUGUCUUUUAUACUGAUAACAAGUUCAAACAGGUGUCAUUAAUACAGGUAAUGAGUUUAGGACAGAGGAGCCUCUUAAAGAAGAAGUUACAGGUCUGUGAGAGCCAGAAAUCUUGCUUGUUUGUAGGUGACCAAAUACUUAUUUUCCACCAUCAUUUGCAAAUAAAUUCAUUAAAAAUCCUACAAUGUGAUUUUCUGGAUUUUUUUUCUCAUUUUGUCUGUCAUAGUUGACGUGUACCUAUGAUGAAAAUUACAGGCCUCUCUCAUCUUUUUAAGUGGGAGAACUUGCACAAUUGGUGGCUGACUAAAUAAUUUUUUCCCCCACUGUAUAUGUUUUAUUAUAGUGCCAGUGAAUAACCUUGCCACACAUUCCGCACAGGGCCACUUGACGUGUGUUGUGGCGUCUGUGUGUAGUCAGAGCUGCGCUCAGAUCCGGUAUCUUGACACAGAUGCAGUUUUGGGGGUGUAUUUGAAAUAUCAUCAUGGUCCUCCAUUUGAUCUAAAAGACUUGCAUCUAGAUUUAUAGGAGCCAUAUUUCCUUUUUAAAGUGCUUUCUUAAUCUUAAUGGCAAAUAUACAUGUUAUGUGAAACUUUCAUCAAAAAUUAUAUAAAUUCAAUAACAACAUACAAUAACAAUCUUCUUGAGUUCAUGUGUGCAUGUGUGCUGGAUCAUGGCAUGUGUGUGUGCAAAAAAGGUCAGAGGUGUGACUGGAUAUCAAAUGUCCAAAAGGUACCAUGGCACUGUUCAGUAUCGUAAUCACCCCCAUGGUAAAAGGAUUUACAUAGAUUUGCCUUUCUUAUGGGUCUAUUUGAAGUCAUAUUUAGGCUAACUCAUAUUUUUGCUUUUUGAAAUGUACAAAUUGGGGUCGAUUUUGAAAUGCUCUCAUGUAUAAGUUAAAAAUAUACAGUACCAGUCAAAAGUUUGGACACACCUACUCAUUCAAGAGUUUUUCUUUAUUUUUACUAUUUUCUACAUUGUAGAAUAAUAGUGAAGACAUCAAAACUAUGAAAUAACACAUAUGGAAUCAUGUAGUAACCAAAAAUGUGUUAAACAAAUCAAAAUAUAUUUUGUAUUAAAGAAAAACCCUUAUGAGUAGGUGUGUCAACUUUUGACUGGUAGUGUGUUUAUAUAGAUAUAUGCUCACCCCUAAUGCAUCAUCUAGUGAUGCCCUUUUACAGUGUGUGUGUGGUCUGUAUGAGUCAAGGCCACAGAUAUGUCAUUAAGAAAGGGUUUUCCCCCUCUGACGUAAAUUAGAAUUGUCCCUGUACUCCCACAGCAUAGUAGCUGAAACUGAAAGACCCCCUCAGAUAAAAACGGGCAGAUGUGUGUGUUAAUAUCUAAACCACACCAAAUAAUCCCCCCCCCCCCCCCCCCCCCAAAUAACUUCCCUCCACCACUCAAGCCCAGGGGAAGCUUUAAACCACAGCUGUUCCUUGUGCCAAGGUUGGGAGGUGAGAGGGUUCAUUCCCUUUUGAAAAAAGAAAAUAUAAAAAAUCCCUGACCUUUUAAUUUGGCAUGUACGUGCCUGUUGAUAAACAGCAUCAGAGUAAGGAAGCUUAAAGGCAAACAGGUAAUUGUGUGUGUUUGUGAAACAGUAUGAUUUGAGAUGUUGUUUGAAGAAGAGCGGUUACAGUGAGUGUGACCAACUCACGUUCCCUAGGUUUGUGAUACUUGGAAAGGGAGAGGGAUUUAGACAGAGGAUGAGAAGGGAGGAGCUGGACAACAAGGGAGCUGGACUAGGUAGUAAGAUAAGAAAGCGUAGUUCAUGGGAUCUGGGAAACGGCCAUGUAAUUACAUUGAGAGACAUGCAUUUGUAAAAUGCUUGCAGCAAUGUCUUUUACCACAUGAGUCAUUCAGUCAUUUAAAGAGGUCUGUUUUUCCUUCUUAUCUCAUUUUCUAUCAACUGCAUUAUCAACUUUUCCGUAGCCGCUCAUUGAUUUUCAAUGUUUUCCCCUCUCAAAUUGAGAUGAUGCAUCCUGUCUGAACUCCAAGGACACCUGUGUUAGGGAGUCCUUGGAGUAUCUGAGGCCAGUCUUCCAUAGGUACUAUAACCAGUGGGGCAAAUCUAAUCUGGGUGUCAGGUAGCCUAGAGCAUUGGGCCAAUAACGUUACAAGUUCGAAUCCCCGAGCCAACAAUAUGAAAAGUCCACCGAUGUGCCCUUGAAAUAGGACAAAUAUAAACACUCACCAAAUUAUUAUUAUUAUAAUCAGAUACAAGUUUGGGCCUCCUACCUAUUAACUAUCAGGUUUUACUGUCUGUUUGAAAAUGGGAACUCUUUGAACAGAUCUCGCUAUGGCCUUUAUUGAUCAAAGUACAGCAUGUUGACAUGGAAACAUAUUUUGUUCCAGCAUAGCCUACAUGUUCUCACCGAUCUGAUUAGCAUGUUUUCUAAUACUAGAGUUUCUCAGGAUUGUAGUCUUGCCUCAAUGGUCAAUCCAACAUGUGAACGUAAAUAUGCCUCCAAACAUUCUCACGGACUAAGUACCAUGUGAGAAACACACUGCCUGCCUAAGAUCACUGAACCUGUGUCUAGAAAGCCAACUAGCUAUUGCUAUAGAAUCAGAAGACUGAGAGCACAGAUACAAUAACAGCAGCAUAUGCACCGUGCACAAGCAUGCACACGCACACACACUUCCUUUGUAUCGAACGGAGUGGGAUAGUCGGAGGUAGGGGAUGGGGUGAGUAGAGUGGUGUGUUUUUCUGCCUGGUGGCGUCUGAGUGUCUUAAUGGGUUAUUCCCUGUCUGGGUGCUGCCUGCCUCGCGCGGCGCUCUUUCCGCCCUCCUCGUCUAGAGUAACACCUCCAACCUCAACCCCAGUUUACAGGAUGUCUGCAAGUAAUAAUCCCCUUUCACUUUUUAGCUACUUUACUUUAGCUCUCUCUGUUUUUGAAGCCUUAUAUUUACAGGGUUCUGGUUACACUUUUAAUUAGGCUUCUAGCAACAUUUAAGCCUGUUUAUCAAUAUAUUUGCAAAAGGACUAACCUUCUGGAAGAAUUCUGUGUUUUACAUUGUGAAACCAAAAAGCUCAUGCUUCCUUCCUUCCUGGGAAUGUUUGGGAAAUACAAAUGCAACAGAGGGUCUGGUGUUUACAUUGAGGUCAUUUUAUAGACUACGAUGGAAGAAAACAAAUAUCGGCAUUUCACAUCGUGUCACUGUCUAGACUGGGUUAAUGACAGUCACAGCUGCUCACACAAGUCAACCCCCUCCUCUGUACAAACCACUACUACAACCCCCUCCCCUUCGCCCCAAAACCCACCAACGUUCUCUACCCCCCCCCCCCCCCCCCCCCCCCCCAAAAAAAAAGCCAUCGCCGCCGGGGUUUAAAACACAUUGAACGCCCCUUCUCUGCCUUUACUUUUAUUUAAUUUUUUCCUCCCCCUUGCCAUCUAGUUUUCAGGACUAGGCUGCCUGCGGCUAAUCCCAAACCUCCAGUACAGACAACAAACUCCUAAAAACUUUAGGGGUUCCCCCUUUCGUCUUAUCCCCGCUCCCUGUACUCAGGAAGCUGACCUGGAGGAUGGCUUAACCCAACAACUACAUUCUUGGUUCACUCCCCUACCCCCACUGAUCUCAGCUCAGUCUGGGUUGGUCAAAUUCCCUGUAAUCGCCACACAAAGGGCCAGUGUGAUGUUGAUUAAGGAUUAUGAAAUUGUAUGGGCAAAGUCCACUUUUGACUAUAGUAACACUGUCAGUAGAGCACCACUAUUUAAAAGCAAGCUGUCUGCACUAAACAGAGAGACCUUUUGUCUUUGAACCGCACUUCCCUCAUGUAUGUCUACCAUUCUAGAGGCUGUAUGUUGAGAGUAUCACAUUACCCAGAUGUCUUUGAACUUUCUUGUGAUGUCUGCAUGUGCAAUAACUUGUAAAAUUGCUUCUCCUUCAAAGUGUGUGUGUGUGUGCGUCCUUUCUGUGAUCUGGUUCACCCAAAGAGACCUCACUGCAUGCUGUGCUGACCUUGCUGUCUGACAGACCUGUGAAAAUCUCUCAAGCCCCCCACACAGAUGUCUACAUUUACAUUUACAUUUACGUCAUUUAGCAGACGCUCUUAUCCAGAGCGACUUACAAAUUGGUGCAUUCACCCUAUAGCCAGUGCACCACUUUACUUUUUUUUUAGGGGGGGGGGGGGGGGUUAGAAGGAUGACUUUAUCCUAUCCCAGGUAUUCCUUAAAGAGAUGGGGUUUCAAAUGUCUCCGGAAGGUGGUGAGUGACUCCGCUGUCCUGGUGUCGUGAGGGAGCUUGUUCCACCAUUGGGGUGCCAGAGCAGCGAACAGUUUUGACUGGGCUGAGCGGGAACUAUGCUUCCGCAGAGGAAGGGGAGCCAGCAGGCCAGAGGUGGAUGAACGCAAUGCCCUCGUUUGGGUGUAGGGACUGAUCAGAGCCUGAAGGUACGGAGGUGCCGUUCCCCUCACAGCUCCAUAGGCAAGCACCAUGGACUUGUAACAGAUGCGAGCUUCAACUGGAAGCCAGUGGAGUGUGCGGAGGAGCGGGGUGACGUGAGAGAACUUGGGAAGGUUGAACACCAGACGGGCUGCGGCAUUCUGGAUGAGUUGUAGGGGUUUAAUGGCACAGGCAGGGAGCCCGGCCAACAGCGAGUUGCAGUAAUCCAGACGGGAGAUGACAAGUGCCUGGAUUAGGACCUGUGCCGCUUCCUGUGUAAGGCAGGGUCGUACUCUCCGAAUGUUGUAGAGCAUGAACCUGCAGGAUCGGGUCACCGCCUUGAUGUUAGCGGAGAACGACAGGGUGUUGUCCAGGGUCACGCCAAGGCUCGGGCAGUCCUUCCCCGGGAGGAAGAGCAGCUCCGUCUUGCCAAGGUUCAGCUUGAGGUGGUGAUCCGUCAUCCAUACUGAUAUGUCUGCCAGACAUGCAGAGAUGCGAUUCGCCACCUGGUUAUCAGAAGGGGGAAAGGAGAAGAUUAGUUGUGUAUCGUCAGCGUAGCAAUGAUAGGAGAGGCCAUGUGAGGAUAUGACAGAGCCAAGUGACUUGGUGUAUAGAGAGAACAGGAGAGGGCCUAGAACUGAGCCCUGGGGGACACCAGUGGUGAGAGCACGUGGUGCGGAGACAGCUUCUCGCCACGCCACUUGGUAGGAGCGACCGAUCAGGUAGGACGCAAUCCAAGAGUGAGCCGCGCCGGAGAUGCCCAGCUCGGAGAGGGUGGAGAGGAGGAUCUGAUGGUUCACAGUAUCAAAGGCAGCAGACAGGUCUAGAAGGACAAGAGCAGAGGAGAGAGAGUUAGCUUUAGCAGUGCGGAGAGCCUCCGUGACACAGAGAAGAGCAGUCUCAGUUGAAUGACCAGUCCUGAAACCUGACUGGUUUGGAUCAAGAAGGUAAUUCUGAGAGAGAUAGCAAGAGAGUUGGCUAAAGACGGCACGCUCAAUAGUUUUGGAAAGAAAAGAAAGAAGGGAUACUGGUCUGUAGUUGUUGACAUCAGAGGGAUCAAGUGUUGGUUUUUUGAGAAGGGGUGCAACUCUCGCUCUCUUGAAGACGGAAGGGACAUAGCCAGCGGUCAAGGAUGAGUUGAUCAGCGAGGUGAGGUAGGCGAGAAUGUGGCAAAGAGCUUCCUAGGGUUAGAGGCUUGGAAUUUAGAGUGGUAGAAAGUGGCCUUAGCAGCAGAAACAGAUGAAGAAAAUGUAGAGAGGAGGGAGUGAAAAGAUGCCAGGUCCGCAGGGAGUCUAGUUUUCUUCCAUUUCCGCUCCCUGCCCAUGUCUACUGAACUGGGUUGAUAUUGUGUGAUUUUUAUCCAAAAACCUGUUUCAGGCUAGGAGCUCAGGUGAAAGAGUUACGUGAGGUGCAGGUUAUUAACUGUUUAUGGCAUUGAAGGAAAGUCAGUCACAAAAGUAGGCUAGAAAAGUGUAACUUACCUAAAUGUUAACUUUUCGAUAAGUUCUGCUGAUCACUCAAAUCUUUCUCUUUUCUCCUUAGCUAGCUAAAAUAAAUGAAGGCUCUGUCCUGUUUAGAAACAGAACUAGGCUACGUUAGCUUGAACUAGCUACUUGCUUUAGCGUUGGCUGGCUAGCUAGCUAUGAAACUUGUGGACAAGAGGCUAAUUAGGAGGAGAGGAAUAUUAUGAAAUGUUUGAGAGGAACCUUCAAACAAUUUAAAGAAAAAAAUGCCAUUAAAGCUAUCUCCAUUUUAAAGUAAUACAUUUUCUUAUUCUUUUGAUGUUUGGAAAAAAUGUAAAGCUAAUAUUUGUUAUUUACCGCCACCAGCAGUGCUGGAGUCUUGAACCAAAUCGUGCGCGUCACCAGAUGGCAGUGAUAUAGUUUAAAGCCAUCUACAAACUAGGCAAACCAAUUUAAAGAAAAAGACAAGUUAGGAAUCCCCGCCUAGUUGACUACUUUAAAAUGGUGGAAGCCCUCAAUGUCCAAGCAAAAACGGGUUAUUUUCAAGUAGAGAUCUCAAUCCAUCUCUGGAAUGGCUACAAUUGUUUCCCUGCCCGCCGCCGAACGUGUCUUUUGAAAUGGCCUGCUUUGGCGAGCAGUUUGAUUACCGUUGAUACUCUAUUUCUGGGAUGAACCACCUCUGUAGGGUAGGGGUGUUGUUGCACUGUCUUGUACUCUUGUGAUUUUAAAAACACCAUUAGCAAAUAGGGUCAAUUUAGUGACAGUCUGGGAUAAAAACAUGUUUGUCCCCAUCUGGAAUGGUUUCAAACAACACAUCUCUCUGCGUGUGCUUAGUUUUGUGAAAUGCUGCCAUUUGGGGCAUGAUAAAUAACAUUUCUGAGAGGUAUAGUUCAAAAGAUUAUUAAAGGUUCAUCAAACUAAAGGGUUGCUUUCCUCUUCAACAACUAAAGACUUGUACAAUGCACACAAUGUCAACUUAGUCCUAGUCCCUGUGACCCAAAAUACUCAAUAUGUUGAAUCACUCUCUGGUACCUUCUCUAUCCUGCUUUAUCAAAAGAUACAGUUCUCUUAAAAUGUCGGGCUAUUUUCUAAUAAACUCACUGGCUAUUAUUUCGAAGUGUCCUUAGAAAUGCAAUGUGUUCUCCAAAAGAAAAGCUGAAAGAGUUUGGGUAUUCUCUGGGAAAUGGUGUUCAUUUGGAGGAAGAUUUUAAUAAACACACCGUAAAUCUGUUUUUCUUUAGUCCUAUGCUUUAGCUUACAGGUGUAUACUGGUGCCAGUAUAAAAGAAAUAGAGCCCGUACACUCAAGCUCCACCAUGUUCUAUGAGAAUAAUAGAACAUGGUGGAGCUUAUGAGUGUACGGGCUCUAUUUAUUUUAUACUGACUUUUUUUCGGCCCUGCACCCCACUAAAGGAUGUGCGUUUGAUCACGGUUGACUAAAUUGGUGCCAGGGAAAUGUAAUGGUCAAAGGGCCCCUGUGUGGUACUGCUGCUGUCUUUGAACGCCCUCUGCUGUAUAUAAACUUGCAUCUCAUACAGUGGAGGAGUGAAAUUGUCUUGAAAUGGUUUUUAUGUGGCAGUGCCGGACACAACUUCUUAUACAAUUACAGCUUUGAGCGUGUUUUGAGCUUUACCCAAACCGUUAUUCAAAAAUAUUGAAAUAAUAAUAUAUAUAUCUCUCUCUCUCUCUGUACAGCUUUGUGGUGUAACUGCACCACAGCCCAGUGUGAAAAAACUGGCUCCCAGUGUGAGACAGACGGGGCCUGCAUGGCCUCCACGUCCUUCAUCGACGGCCAGGAGCAGCACAUCCGUAUCUGCAUCACCCGGGACAAGCUGGUGCCCCCGGGCCAACCCUUCUACUGUCUGAGCGCUGAGGGCCUCCUCAACACACACUGCUGCUACACUAACUACUGCAACAGCCUCGACCUCAAAGUGCCCUCUGGUGAGCCACACUCUCUCUCUCUCGCUCUGGCUCGACACUGGUCAUGGAAUAUAAGCUGUUCACCACCACACACAAGCGCAUGUCCCAGGCUGCUUAUACACACCCCCACGUUACGACCCACAGGGCUAGGAUGUCUGCUACAAUAGAGGACAAGGGUCUCAAACACAGUUCAGUGAGUUGUGUUACGUUUACUGAUUAAAUGUGAAAUAUGUAUUUACUCUUAUUCUUUCUCUUCCCUCUCUCAGUGACGUCGCGGCCGGGCCUGGGGGGCGGCUUUGGCCCUGAUGGGAAAUGGGGUCUAGUGGAGCUGGUGGCAGUGAUCGCAGGGCCCGUCUUCCUGCUGUGUGUGCUGCUAAUCAUGGGUGUGUUCCUGUUCCAGUACCACCAGAGGGCCUACAGCCACAGGCAGAGGCUGGAGGUGGAGGACCCCUCCUGUGACCACCUCUACAUGGCCAAGGACAAGACCCUGCAGGAUCUCAUCUAUGACAUGUCCACCUCUGGAUCAGGCUCCGGUCAGUACAGCAAAGCUAGGGCUCUGAUCUAUUCAAGCAGUCAUAAAACAGGAAAAAAUGUAAUUAGUGACUGUAGCUUUAAUGAUGUCUUCCAUAGAAGAAAACAAACUCCAUAGGGGGAAAUGUGGUUGAUAUUCUGCGGUUGAUAUAAGGCAUGUGUCACAAUGUGAUUGUCUGACUAUAUAUUCCUCUUUCUUUUUGCCUUGUCUCUGUGUCCCGUAUGCCUCUGUCCUCUCCGUCCUCUGUCUCUGUGCAGGCCUCCCUCUGUUUGUCCAGCGGACAGUGGCCAGGACCAUCGUGCUGCAGGAGAUUAUAGGGAAAGGGCGUUUCGGUGAGGUGUGGCGGGGCCGCUGGAGAGGAGGAGACGUGGCGGUGAAGAUCUUCUCGUCCAGAGAGGAGCGCUCCUGGUUCCGCGAGGCCGAGAUCUACCAGACCAUCAUGCUGCGUCACGAAAACAUCCUGGGAUUCAUCGCCGCCGACAACAAAGGUAACAAAACACUGGCCCUCGUCCUAUGACAUCACAACAAAUAUUCCCCUUCAGGUCAGUUUUUCAGGUCAGGUCUGAAAAAUUGGUCUCUGAACUUAUCGUCCAUCUCUCUUUCUGUCAUAGAUAAUGGCACAUGGACCCAGCUGUGGCUGGUGUCAGACUACCACGAGUACGGCUCUUUGUUUGACUACCUGAACCGCUACUCCAUCACCAUUGAGGGAAUGAUCAAACUGUCACUGUCCGCUGCCAGCGGCCUGGCACACCUGCACAUGGAGAUCCUGGGCACACAGGGUGAGUGUGUGCCUCUGUAAAUGUAGGCCAUGUUUCCUAGGCGUUAGGAAACUCCAGCUCUCCCAUUCAGCCUGGUGGCAGUCUGGGUUAUGGAUCUGCCCAGUAUGAGUUACAAAGCAGCCCCUCUAAACUAAAGCAUCUCUGAGUGCACUGACUCAGAGCAACCCAGACCAACAGAGAUUUUCCAUGACAGGUCAUUCAGGAAGAACAUUUACAUUUUUGUCGACUGUAGCAUACAAUGGUAAACUGCAGAUAUCCAUGAUUAAUGUUUGAUUUAAAUGAAUUGGACAACAUAAAACACAAGUUUCACACAAACAUGUUAAUGAUCAGUUACAUUAGUUCCAUUGAUUGCCAGGAAUGCAGUAAUUGUCAGGUAGGCUAACUCUCUUGGCCCUACUCUAGGUAAGCCUGGUAUUGCCCACCGGGACCUCAAGUCUAAGAACAUCCUGGUGAAGAAAAACAGUACCUGUGCCAUCGCUGACUUGGGGCUGGCCGUGCGCCACGAGUCCACCACCGACACCAUAGACAUCGCCCCCAACCAGAGAGUGGGCACAAAGAGGUACAAACACACACAUAUCCUCAACCUUAAGAAGUACUUGAUUUCUCAACUUCACCCACAGACCUUACAACCCUCAUGCCAUCCCAGCUUAAUAAAAACACAUUUCUCUCUUUCAGGUACAUGGCCCCUGAGGUUCUGGAUGAGAGUAUCAACAUGAGGCACUUUGAUUCGUUUAAGUGUGCAGACAUCUACGCUCUGGGGCUGGUUUACUGGGAGAUUGCACGCCGCUGCAACGCUGGAGGUCAGACAGGCUCCCCCUCAGCACAUUCUGUCUGGUCCCAAAUGGCACCCUAUUCCCUAUAUAGUGAACUACUUUUGACCAGGGCCCUAUAGUAAUGCACUAUAUAAGGAGAAGGGUGUCAUUUGGGAAGCAUCUCUAUCUCACUGUACUUAAAAGUUUAAUUCACCAUUGAUUAGAAAGAUAUUGGACCUUACCUGACCUUUGACCCUAGGUAUCCACGAGGAGUACCAGCUACCGUACUUUGACCUGGUGCCCUCUGACCCCUCCAUAGAGGAGAUGAGGAAGCUGGUGUGUGACCAGAAGCUACGGCCCAACGUGCCCAACUGGUGGCAGAGCUACGAGGUAGGGACAUGUAGAUAUGCAUGCUCAUUUUAAGGUCAAUCAAACAAUCCUAUUAUGAUAACACAGCAGUCACUCACUAAUAUGAAAGUGCCACUGGUUUUUUAUAAGUAUUAAAUUAUAUGCUUGUGUAUUUUAAAUGAAGUAUGUUCAUUUGGCAGGCUUGUUCUCUUGGGAUGCAUUGGUGGUUUUGAUAAGCUUGUUUAUCCCUGUGCAUAUCUGCACCAUAUUUGCAUGUAUGACUUCCUCUAACCUAAUUUUCCUCAUGUUCGCUCAACCAUUGGUCCAGUUUUCCUGACCAGAGCUUUAGAUAGAUAAAGUAGUUAUCUUCCUCUUUUGUCUCUCCCUCCCCGUCCCCCAAGACCCUGCGUGUGAUGGGGAAGAUCAUGAGGGAGUGUUGGUAUGCCAACGGAGCCGCCCGCCUUACUGCCCUGCGCAUCAAGAAGACCCUGUCCCAGUUGAGCGUCCAGGAGGAUAUCAAAGUCUGA